AUGCCAUUAUUUUUUUCAACUUUUCGCAACACACUCACAAAUAUUCCUACAUCCAUUCUUCCUUAUGUAUAUCUUUCUCAAAUUUCUUAUGAGAAAGCACUUAAUCUUCAAAAACUCUUGGUUCGACAUCGAUUUGAAAAUAAAAAUUCUUCAGAUUUACUUUUACUAUUACAACAUCCUCCGACCUAUACAACUGGAAGAAGAAAUAUUGGAAAAACUAUGGAUGAAGAGGCACAUUUAAGGAAACUGGGCGCUCAAUAUUUUGAAACAUUACGCGGUGGUCAAACAACAUUCCAUGGGCCUGGUCAAUUAGUUGGCUAUCCGAUUUUAAAUUUAAAAAAUUUUAAGCUUUCUGUACGAUGUUAUGUUGCAGCAAUUGAACAUGUAAUCAUUAAUACAUGUGCUGCGUAUGGUAUUGUUGCAUCUACUACUAAAGAUACAGGUGUUUGGGUUGGGAAUGAUAAAAUUUGUGCAAUUGGUAUUCAAGUACAGCGUUUUAUCACCUCUCACGGAUUUGCACUAAACUGUAACACUGAUCUUAGUUGGUUUGAUCACAUUAUUCCUUGUGGACUUAAAGAUAAAAAAAUGACUUCUCUAACAAAUGAAUAUGCUAAAGAAGAAAAAACAAUUAUUACUGUUGAACAAGUUAUCCCUACUUUGUGUCAACAUUUUGGAUAUGUUUUUGGACGAUCUUUAAAGCCAUUAAAAGAUAUCAACAAUGAAUCUGAUAGA
Dentiscutata heterogama is the source of this 732-nucleotide messenger RNA. The record is from the annotation of a GenBank genome assembly. Lineage: Eukaryota; Fungi; Glomeromycota; Glomeromycetes; Diversisporales; Gigasporaceae.